CAUUGUUGCGUCUCCUUUUAAUAACAGACUUGUGGAAGAAACUUCUUUUGGUUCCAAAAGCAAUUCUUCUGGUUUACAAGCCAUAUAUAUUGGCGUUGAGCUUCAGUGAUAAAUGCAUGGAUUGUUUGGGGAUUUGAUCUACUUCCAUCUUGCCCAAACGAAAAUCUAUUCGAGAUUCAAUGAUAGAAAAAAUAUGGAGUAGCUUAGCUUCCUGUCAAUUGCACUCUCUGAUUUCUAUUUAUAUACUCAGCCAGGCUGACUCUCCAUUUUAGAGACUCAAAAGAACAAACUUUGUGAUGGAUCUUGGAGACAUAGCAAAAGUGCCAGUAAUCUCUUUCUCUGCAACCAGUCCUUCCCUUCACAUUUAAUUAUUGGGCACUAGCACUCUGCUCUUUUACUGGUGCCAUGGAAAAGAAGGAAUGGAAACUUUUCAAGAAAUGAAUGCCAUAAUGAAGACUAGUUGGCAUAUGAUAUCUAUGGCUUUAAUGGUGGGUGACAGAGUGAAUCAUUCAAGGAAGGUUUCCCGAGGUCUUUCUUCUGGUUUGAAUGAGGUAUAUAAGAAAUAAAGAAGACCAAGAAAUAAUGUUCCAUAUCUGAGAGCAGCAGACAAUGCAUGCAGUUGAACUUUUACCAGUUCAACUGAAAAAAGAGAAGACUUGGAAGUAUCUAUAGAGAAUAAUAGUCUCGUAUAAAUAUGUCCAUGACAUUAUGUUGUAUUAUUAGCUGCAUCAUCAAGUCCAAACUUUGAAAAGAAAAAGGAAAUGAAAAUAUUCUUGGUCCUCAUAUGUUGUUGCUUCCAUUUCCUGCAUUAUCCACUCUUCUGCACUGCUAAUAGGGAAGUCCAAGUUGGGGUGAUUCUUGAUUCAGAUUCAUUGAUAGGAAGAAUAGGGAGAAGGUUCCUGUCAAUUGCACGUUCUGAUUUCUACUCAGUUCAUUCCAACUACUCAACCAGGCUGGUUCUUCAUUUUAGAGACUCAAAGGACCAAACUCUCACCGCCGCAUCUUCUGGUCUGGAGUUGCUGAAAGAUGCAAAGGUUGAUGCAAUAAUUGGACCUCAAAAAUCAGCACAAGGAAACUUUGUGAUGGAUCUUGGAGGCAUAGCAAAAGUGCCAGUAAUCUCUUUCUCGGCAACCAGUCCUUCCCUUCGCCCUCGCUCCCCUUACUUUGUUCAAACAGGCCUAAGCGAUGACGCUCAGGUUGGUGCAAUUGCAGCCAUAGUGGAAUCCUUCAAGUGGAGUCAGGUUGUUCUUAUAUUUGAGGACUCUGAGUUUGGCUAUGGCAUUAUUCCUUACUUGUCUAAUGUGUUCCAAGAAAUAAAUAUUCGCAUCUCCUACAAGAGCCUACUUCCUGUUUCGGCAUCAUCUGAUUUUUUGCUCAAAGAACUGUACAAGAUGAUGACAAUGCAGACAAGGGUGUUUGUGGUGCAAACAAGUAGUGAUCUUGGGGCCAGGCUUUUUCUGAAAGCCAAGGAAAUUGGGAUGAUGAAUGAGGGAUAUGCUUGGAUUAUUACACAAACGCUGAUGGAUGUAAUGUAUUUGAUGGACUCGAAUGUUGUAGAAGCAAUGCAAGGGGUGAUAGGGGUAAAGCCUUUGAUUCCCAAGACUAAAAGACUUGACACAUUUGAAAUGAGGUUGAAAAGCAAACUCAUGAAAGAUAAGACUAAAACACUUGAUCAUCCAGGCUUUAGACAAGCAGAUUUGAGUGUUUUUGGGCUGUGGGCAUAUGACACUUUGUGGGCAUUAGCUGAGGCUGCAGAGAAAGUAGGAAGAGGCAGAGAGGCUAAAGAAGUUCUAGACAGUUCAUCAGAUCCAUUUGCUGUUGGAGUCUCAGAAUCAGGUCCUGAGCUUCUGCAAGCAAUAUUGGGCACAAGAUUUGAAGGGAUUUCUGGGAAGUUCCAGCUUGCUGAUGGAAAGAGAGAAGCGUCAUCGUUUCAAAUACUUAAUGUGGUUGGAAAUGGGGAGAGAGAGGUGGCAAUCUGGACACCUUCUUCACGAGGAAUCAAUUUCAAGACGAAUAAUGGCACUAAUUUUUAUUCUUCAUCAAGAGAAAUCUUCAAGAGUAGUGUCAUAUGGCCAGGAGGGUCAACUGCUGUUCCCAGGGGAUGGGAAGUCCCAGUUGCAGGUAAGAAGCUAAGAGUCGGAGUGCCAGUGAAGUCGGGUUUUACAGACUUUGUGAGAGUGGAAAGGGACAAGGAACUCAAUAGAACCCAAGUUAGCGGAUACUACAUUGAUGUCUUCAAUUCCGUCAUGUCAGCGUUGCAAUAUUCUGUGCGCUAUGAGCUCGUUCCCUUUGAGAAACCUGAUGGCUCAAGUGCAGGAACUUAUAAUGAUCUAGUAUACCAAGUAUUCCUUCAGAACUUUGAUGCUGCAGCUGGGGAUAUAUCAAUCACAGCAAACCGUUCAAAGUAUGCAGACUUCACAUUGCCCUUUGCAGAAGGAGGGGUGUUCGGUAUAGUCCCAAUAGCGUAUGAGGAUGUGGACAACAUAUGGACCUUUUUGAAGCCCCUAACGAAACAACUUUGGCUAACCAGCAUAGUGUUCUUCAUUUUCACUGGCAUGGCUGUCUGGAUUCUUGAACACAGGGUUAGCUCUGCUUUCCGAGGUCCUCCUUCUCAACAUGUCGGAAUGAUCCUAUACUUUCCAUUCUCGACGCUAGUAUUUGCACAUAGAGAGAGAAUCGUGAGUAAUUUUGCACGGCUUGUUGUGGUGGUUUGGAUGUUCGUCGUACUUAUUCUGAACUCAACUUAUACAGCCAGCUUGUCGUCAAGAUUAACAGUACAACGUCUUAAACCAGCAAUCAAAGAUGUGAACCAGCUAAUCAAGAAUGGAGACUUUGUUGGCUGUCCAGAAGGCUCCUUCAUACCAGACCUCUUGAAGGAAAAGGGAUUUCAAGAAUCCAAGAUCAAUACUUAUAAAUAUCCCGAGGAUUUCCAUAACGCAUUGUCUAACGGAAGUAACAAUGGUGGGAUAUCAGCAUAUUUUGAUGGAGCUCCUAAUACCAAAAUCUUCCUAUCCAAAUACUGUGGCAAAUACACCAUUGGACCUUCUUACCGCACUGAUGGAUUUGCUUUCGUUUUCCCUAGAGGGUCUCCACUAGUUGCAGAUGUAUCACGGGCAGUGAUUGAGCUGACAGAAAAUGGAAGGAUUUUGGAGAUUGGGAAUCAAGGGCUCGGAAAUGAAGCGACAUGUACAGGGCCAGACAGCACACGGCUGGGAUCGACAAGUGUGAAAUUACAGUGUUUCAAAGGACUCUUUGCCAUUACUGGGGGCAUAACAGGAUCCUGUCUCCUAGUUUUCCUAGUCAACUAUGUAUACCAGAACAGAACAUGUCUGCAGACAAUCUUGGACUCCAAAACUACUGUUUGGUCAAAGAUUGUUGCAAUUUGCAGACAUUUUGAUGAAAGAGACACUUGUGCUGAUCCACCUAGAGAUCCCAAAGAGAAAAUCCCAGUUGCAGAAGGUGGUGAAGUCGGUUCUUCAUCAUAUAUCAGUGAAGUUCCUGCUGACCUAUUGAGAAUUUCUUCUAAUUCCAGUGUUGUAGUGCCCUUGAAUAUUGAAGAACAAACAGUGCCAGUGUGAGCAUGGCAUUGUAGGAGCAAUGAAUUAUUGUGAUGGUUUAUGAUUACAAUAGUGUGAAUCUGUUACAAUGCCUCCUUUCUCUGUAGAAUAGUGU
Messenger RNA from Ipomoea nil (Japanese morning glory), 3672 nucleotides. RefSeq names its product glutamate receptor 2.8-like. The record is from RefSeq and is a predicted model, not a curated record. Bases 762 to 3578 code for a protein of 938 amino acids. Gene Ontology annotation, cellular component: plasma membrane. The transcript has 10 exons. NCBI's taxonomy places the organism in Eukaryota, Viridiplantae, Streptophyta, Magnoliopsida, Solanales, Convolvulaceae. Gene Ontology annotation, molecular function: glutamate-gated receptor activity.